Molecule: messenger RNA, 2017 nt
Organism: Phyllostomus hastatus (greater spear-nosed bat)
Lineage: Eukaryota; Metazoa; Chordata; Mammalia; Chiroptera; Phyllostomidae
Product: uterocalin
Exons: 6
Coding region: 81-656 (191 amino acids)
Molecular function (GO): small molecule binding
Source: RefSeq, a predicted model, not a curated record
GGGACGAAGGGCCGCUGCAGGACGUGUGUGAAGAGAGGGCGCCGGCUGCCCGGCCUCUGCCCCUGCAGGCCCCUGCCGCCAUGGCCCCGGAGGGAGGGGCCCUGCUGCUGCUCGCCCUGAGCCUGGGCCUGGGCCUGGCCAGCGCCCAGCAGACUCUGGAGGAGGUGCCGGUGCAGCCAGACUUUGACGCCCGGAAGGUGGAGGGACGCUGGCUCACCGCCCGGCUGGCCGCCAGCCACACACGCCUGGUGUCCCCUGAGGACCCCUUGAGACUGGCCCUCCAUUCCAUUGGGACCCGGGACCAGGACCUGGAGUUCGUCUUGUUCUGGAUGGGAGAGGGCGUGUGCAGAGGGGUCAACGUCACCGUCCACCCGACGCGGCUCCAAGGCCAGUACCAAGGCGCCCUCCAGGGAGGCGGCAGCAUCCUCGUCCGCUUCGUCAGCACCGACUACAGCAGCCUGGUUCUUUACGUCCGCUUCGAGGAUGGCGGCGGCGGCGGCGGCGGCGAGGUCACCAGCCUGUGGGCGCUGCUGGCCAGAAGAAUGCCCGGGGACCCCAGGUGGCUGGAGAAAUACCUGGAGUACGUCCGGAAAUUCCAGCUGCAAGAAGCACCUGUCUUCAACCUGGACGCCCGGUGUCCCCCACCUGACGCCUAGGUGAGGGCCACCCCCAGGGCUCCCCUGUGUCCCCCCCCCCGCCGCUUGAGCACAUGCCUUCUGACCCCUCUGCUGCCCGAGGAGCCCUUCCUGCCUGGGCCCGCCCCACCCUCACUGCCCGUCCCUCGCUGUGGUCACCAGGCCUGCCCACCAGUGACUGAGGGGCCCACAGGCUGGAGAGCACUCUGGGCGGUGAGGACGGGCAGGUGGCCUGGAGCACAGCACUGCGGCCCAGCGGACGAGCCGCGGUGACCCUGUGAGGGGACAGCGACCCUGUGAGGAGCCAGGCUGGCACUCCUUGGACCUGCCUCGCCCGGGUCCUGCCCUGGGACAGUCCCUGCCCAGGUCAGAGGGGCACCGAGUGACCGUGCUCCCCAGAAGAGCGAGGUAAACACAGGCCCGCAUACCUGCACGCAGGUGAGCUGAGACAGGCCACCCACCCCACCCCCAGCGGUCAGGCCUACAAAGGCGGUGCUGGAUGGAGGGCGCCCAUCUCUGCCCGGGGAGCCGGGGGCCGCCCAUGGGCCGGGAAGGCUCGGGAAACUGGGUCAGGGCCUCCACACCGCAGUCUGGGAACGCCGGGGAGACAGGUGCGACCGGCUCCUGCCCCGGACACACCCUCCGCAGGGCCAGGCUCCCGGGCGCCCGGCGGGGCCGCACCUGCGCCUGAGCGGGGCGGCGAGGAGCGGCUGCUCCCGGCCCGGCAGCUCGCUCCGAGCCAGCAAACCCGAGGAGACACGCGUAAGGGACACGCGCUCACACGAUUAGCUCGAAACCUGCGGACUUUGUGUGGACAAGACGUCACACAUCCUCGCGCCGGGACACGGAAGACGACGAGGAGGAGGGCAUAGACCCGCGGCAUUGCUGCGGGGCCGUCUGCACCGUGAACGCCUAACGGUCCUCGCACUCACCUGCACCCCAAGCCGCACACCUGGACCUCGGCUCCCCGCCAGGAAAUAAACGCUUUGAAGCAUUUUACACAGGAGUCACGCAAACGCAUCCGUGGUGGGCACUGGGCGGGCGUGGGCAGAGCAGGGGCUGUGGGCCGGGUGCGGGGGUCACCGGGCAGGAGUCCUGGGCGCCCAGUAACGGGCAGAACCGUGAGGCCCGGCGGGGCCGUGUCCUCCGGCAGCGGCCCUCGGAGAGCACGUCUGGGCCUCGGCUAGGCUCCAGCUCCAGAACCAGAGAAGUGCCAGAGCUGGGCGAAGGGGCACCAGGGCCGCCUCGGGGCAGCUGCGGUGGCCAGGGACCCCCUGCCCGGUGCCGACCAAUCAGCGGAGACCAGACCCCGAGGAGACACAGGGGAAGCUGAUGAACGUUCAUUGGGUCCCCCGGAUACCAGCCCACCCAGCGCCCCUCCC